AUGGGCCGCGGGCGCCUGCGCUGGGCGGUGGCCGCCGCCGCCUUCGGGCUGCUGCUGCGGGUCCCGCAGGUCGCAUCCGUCGAGGAGGCCGAGCCGGCCCCGGCGGUUCGGCGGGGGCAGAAGGACGGCUCCCCCACUGCGCUCUUCACCCACGCCGACAACCAGCUCCACUGCCCCGACCGGCACCUCGAGCACCCUUGCGUGGAGGAGCUUGGCGCCUACCUGGCGAACAAGUCCGAUGAGCAGGACCGGGCCGCGGCCCUGGACUGCGUCAACGAGGUGCUCAGCAUCACGAACAACUACUGGGAGCUCAAGAACAUGACUCACCUCCUGCUGGACCUGGACACCAAGGAGCACGUGUUCGACAAGACCUCGCGCGACAACGAGUUCGUCAUGGCCGGGCUCAGGUUCGCGGACAAGCUCAUGCGGCACGAGGAGUGCCUCCGGGAGUUCGACGUGAAGUCCGAGCUGGAGGGCCGCUGCGUGGCCCUCUACGCCAAGAUAUCGGUGCUGAAGUACAAGAACGCGGGCAUGCUCCGGGAGGCCAUGGACGUGUUCCGCAGGGUCACGUCCUUGGCGUGGGAGGGCGCGGAGCGGUCGUACGCUCCCGGCGAGGCGGUGCCCUGGGACGACUUCGCGCACACGCCGCAGAUCAUCCUGGAGAGGGCAUGCCCAUGUGGGGCCGCGAGACGUGGCACGACCUGCCGAUUUGCAAGCAGCUGGAGGACGCCUUCCCCACGAUCCUGGAGGAGACCGAGGCGGCCCUGA
Prorocentrum cordatum is the source of this 768-nucleotide messenger RNA. Lineage: Eukaryota; Dinophyceae; Prorocentrales; Prorocentraceae. The record is from the annotation of a GenBank genome assembly.